CAGCUCAUCAUCAUUUGUGCUUUGAACUUCUUAAGUGUAAAUUGCUCGAUCGCUUCUGCUCGAGAAAAUUUCGUGAAACCCAAAAACCAAUAAAAAAAAAACAAAAAUGAAAUUCUUUAUGCUUUUGGCCCUGGCCCUUGUGGGCAUCGCCGCUGGAGCUCAGCUGCCCGACUCCGCCACCCAGGGACCCAAUCCCCAGGACAUCGCCACUCCGGAGCCGGAGUACAUCGAUAUCGAUGAGCCUGCGCCUGCGCCGGCGGCUUCCGCUCCUGCCCCUCGUCCUGUGGCCGCUGCCCCACGUCCUGUGUUUGCUGCCCCCGCUCCCAUCCCCCGUCCUGUGGCUCGUCCCGUGGCCGUGGCCCAGUCCUUCGUCCAGCAACCCAUCGUCCAGCGGGCCCAGUACCUGGCGCCAGUGGCCCAGCAACAGGUGGUCGUGCCACAGCAGCAACAGCUGGUGGGCCACACCUACAACAGCAGGGCCGGCUACCAGUACCGCCGUCCAGUCUAUCAUUAACAAUUUUACCUAAAUCAAACACACAUUAAACCACGCACUGAUCACCACUAUCAAAACUAUCAAACUAUCUUAUUUAACCUAUCCUAAUCCUAGAACGAAACCAUCAAAGAAACGACCAACAAGAACAAGACAAGAUCAAAAGCAUAAAGAGCGAAGUACAAAGAGACAAAUGAUGUUCUAAAGACAAAGAUCGAAAAACGAAGUAUUCAGUUAUUGUUGAAUUGCCAAGUAAAGUACGAAUAAAUAAACGUAAAUUAUUUGUAAAAAUGAUAAACAUA
Drosophila elegans is the source of this 792-nucleotide messenger RNA. RefSeq names its product cyclin-dependent kinase inhibitor 1C. The record is from RefSeq and is a predicted model, not a curated record. Lineage: Eukaryota; Metazoa; Arthropoda; Insecta; Diptera; Drosophilidae. The coding region runs from base 107 to 514 and encodes 135 amino acids. The transcript has 3 exons.